GAUACCAUACGCUCGAUCGCGGCGACUCGAUUCUCUCCAAGAUCUUUCAUUUUUACUUCUUUUUAUUACUCUCGUUGUGUAAUACCAUAUGUACAGUGUUUCGACUUGCAUACAAGGAAUUCCUAGAUCUUUUUAAACGACAAAAGGCACUUUUCUAACUAACUUAGAAAGUUAGAAUAGACAGAAAAAUCCUCACUCUCGCGUAAAUCGCAGCAUACAGAUUCAAACGGAUGAUAAGAGGAUCAAUGGCAAUGGCUCUGACCCCUACCUUAAGAUCUCGCUUACAAGGGUGUCUUGUAGGUGCUGUGUCGGGUGACUGCCUUGGAGCUCCGUACGAAAUAUGUGGUGUUCCCCCAAAAGAUACCUUCGGAUCACUGACAACAUUCUUCGAGCAGAUUGGAACAGAGAUCAAAGAAAAAGAUUACUUUCGAUACACUGAUGAUACAGCAAUGUGUCGCUGCAUAGCUGAGUCGCUCAUUGAGAAUAAGGGGAAUUUAAACAGCGAGGAUCUUGCUAAAAAGUUUGGGAUAGAGUACACCCAUGCACCCAACAGAGGUUAUGGAGCUAACGUUAUCUCUGUACUAAAGGCAUUCAACAAAGACCUAGAUGAUGUUUUUGAACCGGCGAGGAUGCAGUUCAAGGGCUCUGGUUCCUAUGGAAACGGAGGAGCCAUGAGAGUGGCCCCUGUUGCGCUGUGCCCUGAAGCUGAUUUUGACAAAAUGAUUGAGGCCGCAAGGCAGAGCGCUCUUCUGACUCAUAGCAACUUCAAUGGUUACUGUGGUACCAUCCUUCAGUGCUGUGCAGUCCACCUGGCGUUGCACUCUGACCCCGCGACCUUUGACACGGAUGCUUUCAUCGACAGACUUCUGGAAGUGAUGGAGAAAGAAGAAGCUCCAGGUUCUCCUGCAGCUAAAGUGUCCAGGCCAAACAAUGAUUCUACUGCAGGUGGGACCCAGAGCGGAGAAUAUUGCAGAAGAUUGAGAUUAUUCAAACCUCUCCUAGAGGAAGAUGCUGAUAUCAAGAAAGUAGCAGCUGAACUAGGUAAUGAAAUCUCGGCUCACAAGAGCGUACCGGCAGCCAUCUAUUCCUUCCUGCGCUGCCGGACACCGGUGGAAGGCAUCUCUUCUUCCAACGCUCUGGAGCGCACCAUACUCUAUGCCAUCUCGUUGGACGGUGACACCGAUACAAUCGCUUCCAUGGCGGGUGCCAUCGCCGGGGCGUUCUACGGCGUUGAACCGAUCUCCGCCGAUUGGAGGACCAUGUGUGAGGGAACGGAUGUAGCGAUUCGGCAGGCCGAUGCCAUCUAUGAUAUUCACUUUUUAUGAAAUUUCUUGAAUUUGUAAUACAGUCAAACCUGUCUAUAGCGACCACCCAAGGGAAACACAAAAAGUGGUCUUUGUAGAAAGGUGGUCUUUGUAGACAGGUUCCUUUAGGAGAAACCAUUUUCAAGGUGCAGGUGCUGGUGCUGUAUGUAGCAGUUGAGUAAAAUGAGGAUAUUGAAUGAUGAAUGUGAAUAUUUAUGUGAAUAUAUUAAUUUGGAGUAUGGGAUUCAUAAGAUUGAAUGAUAGUUUUUUUUAGAGUGGCUUUCAAGGAGUAUAUGGUCGAACAAGAUUUAAUAUUGUCUGAAAGAUUAUUCCAGAUGUCUGGACCAUGAUGACGAAUUGAUUUAGAGGCAAUUAACAGUCUUGGGUUUGUGAGAUGAAAGUUUCCGGAUAUGCGAGUUGGGUAGGUAUGGACGGAGCUAUUGAACUUAAACAUGUCAUCAAAAGACGAAGGGAGCAGAUUAUUAAUAUACUUAAACAUAAUGAUAGCUAUUUGAAUAGUAUAUAAGUCGGCAAUUUUUAGUGCUUUUUGUUUAAAAAAUAAAGGAUCGGUGAGGGCCAAGUAAUGCGAUCCUGUACAAAUGCGAAUUGCUCUCCUUGUACUUUAAAAAUAGGAGACAGCUUUGUAGAACCACAACUAGCCCAAACAACGUUACAGUAGGUUAUAUAUGGGAGUACUAACGAAUUAUACACUAAUAAAAAUAAAGUUUUAUGAGGUAAAAUAAAUCUUAACUUGGAAAUUAUUCCAAUACUUUUUGAGAUACUUAUUAUAAGAA
Molecule: messenger RNA, 2098 nt
Organism: Strongylocentrotus purpuratus (purple sea urchin)
Lineage: Eukaryota; Metazoa; Echinodermata; Echinoidea; Camarodonta; Strongylocentrotidae
Gene: adprs
Product: ADP-ribose glycohydrolase ARH3
Exons: 7
Coding region: 231-1325 (364 amino acids)
Cellular component (GO): nucleus; mitochondrion
Source: RefSeq, a predicted model, not a curated record